Molecule: messenger RNA, 1509 nt
Organism: Durusdinium trenchii
Lineage: Eukaryota; Dinophyceae; Suessiales; Symbiodiniaceae
Source: the annotation of a GenBank genome assembly
CUAGAGCCAGAGGCUUUUCACGGGAGCUCGCUCAUAAACAGAGUUGGAACUACGACUGUGCCCUGCAUGUGAUGAGCAAAUGAGUGAUGCCACUACUCGCAUCUCCGUGCGGUGGGCCAUCAGUGGCGAAUUGAUCUAUGAAAGCGAAUGGGUUUUGGCAGAUCUGGAAGGCGAUGAUUUCGCAGCGAAGCUUCAGUGGCAGAUAUCACAAACCACAGGGAUGUGCCGCUUUCGGCAGCAACUGCUGGUGGGACACCAAUGCGUAGAAAGAAGGCGCUCGUGGCAGAGCCUGGGAGAGCCAAAGGAGCUUCAACUGACCUUACUCCGACCGGUCACUGGCUACACUUCUGAACUGCUGAAUGCCGUAAGCUCUUGUUCUCCUAGCAGCGUUGAAGACGUGCUGACUCGAGGGCAAGAGCCGAACGUCAUGGAUAUGUAUGGCGCACCUGCAAUAUGCAUUGCUGGUGCCACUGGAUGCUUGGAGGUUGUGCAGCUGCUGCUGGAAGCAGGUGCUGACUUGGAAGCCACCAGCCUCUGCGAGGGGACUUGCCCAUUGUUCCUUGCGGCGUCCAAUGGCAACCUCGAAGUUGUGCAGUGUCUAGUGCGUGCGAAAGCGAACCUAAACCAGCAAGAUCACAGCUUAGAAACCCCGAUCUAUGCCGCUGCUAGUAAUGGCUAUGAGGAAGUGGUUUCUUUCCUCGCUGAAGCAGCAGCUGACCCGAAUCAGGCUGACAUUUUGAAGUCCACACCUUUGUUGGUUGCUGCGGACCAUGGCUUUUAUGACGUCGUCAAGUGCUUGCUUAGCUGUAAGGCUGAUCCGCGCAUUGCCACCUGUGAUGGUGAGACGCCCUUGUAUGUGGCAUCUGUUGAGGGGCACUAUGAAGUUGUCAGGGCUUUACUGGAAGCGGGUGCCGACCAAGAGAUUUCUGGGAGUGAAAGGAGCCACAACCUGCUCACCGCUGCACAACAAAACCACAUAGAGGUGCUUCAAUGCCUCUUGCAGUUUGGGAAUGCUGAAGAAACAAAGAAGAGCGCUGAGACUUUAUUGAUCAGGGCUGCUGUCAGGGGUUGGCAACGCUGGCUCCCUUGCCUUUUUGAUGCUGGAAUUAACCCCGAUGCAACUGCUGACAUGGGCUUCACCGCCUUAGGCAUCGCAUCCCAGUUUGGCCAAACUGCUGUGGCAAAGAGCUUGCUCCAAGCUCGGGCGGAUCACAACAAACGAAUGGAAGAUGGUUCCACCCCAUUGCUUCUUGCGGCUCAGUAUGGACGGCUUGAGAUUGCAAGCAUGUUGUUGCAAGCGGGUGCAGACAUUCAUGCUGCUUUGGAUAAUGGGGAGACAGCAGUGACUUUGGCAGCCAAAAGAGGUCACGUUGAUGUGGCCAAGUGUUUGGCUGAGGCGCGUCAGCGGCCGUUUGCCAAUGGGCUUGCCAAGGCGUAACCGUUCGCCAACCAAGCGCAAACAUUCUCAGCCGCAAGAAAACUGAAGCAAGGAUGGACAGCUGACUGCGG